UCGUUGCAGCUACUACUACUAAUCAGAUACUCCGCGCUUUAGGGAGGGUUUCUAAAGGCCGGGCUGGAGGAGGCAAGUGUCAUGCGGGGGGCUCGCCUCGCCUCGCAGCAGAGCGGCGGCGGUGCAGCGUGAAGAGGCGGGUUUUGGGGGUGGGAGGAUAUUUUUCCCCCUUCUCUUUUGGCCAUUGCUGCUGCUGAUCUGGAAUGUUGCAAGUGAGAUUUCAGCCAAGCUGAGCGAGAGCAGGACGCAGGGAGCCGCCGGACAGCAGGCAGGGCUGGCUGCCGCGCGAUGAAACGCCGCAAGCUGGCCGUGGCAGCCGGCUUCUGCCUCUCCUUCUUGCUGGGCACUUUGCUCAACGUCUUCUUCAUCCCGGCCUUUGAUCUACAGCAGCAGCAGCAGCAGCAGCAGCAAAGCGCGGCCGUCACGCACUCGCUGGCGGGCUCGCCUCUGGACGUGCCGGGGGAGGCGGGACGGAGCAGCAGCCGCCGCUGGGACUUAGCCCGGCAGAUCCGAGAGCGCUACGAAGAGGUGCUGCGUUAUCAGCGGCGGCGGCAGCAGCAGCAGCAGCCCCCGCGGCAAGCGACGGUGCCGAACGCCCCCGCCGGCUCUCGCCCGCUGAUGAGACCCCUGGAGCGGCGGCUCAUGGAUCUCGCCCCGCAGCGGCGCCUCUCGUUGUCUUCGUCCACGGAGCGCAGCGCCGGCUGGCUCCGAUCCGACCUGGGCAUCUCCUCCGGGGCGCCCUGGCACCCCCGUGCCCAAGUGGAGCUCUCGCUCCGCCCGCUCCGCCUGGGAUGCCGCGAUAUCCGCAAUGUGACCGACGUGCAUUACCUGGGCUCCGGCUACACCAAGGCCGUCUACAAAGCGGUGCUCAACCGGAGCUUGGCGGUGGCCCUCAAGUCCGUCGAUUUUGGGGGGCACGACAUCGACAACUGCGUCAAGCUCUACGGCGCCCUGGAAGACUGUUACCGGCUGGCCUCUUACAAGAUCGUCAAGGAGAUGGUCCUCUUGCAGAGGUUGCGGCACCCCAACAUCCUCCAGCUCCAUGGAUAUUGUUACCAAGACAGCAAUGACAUUUCCGACACACUGACUGCUAUCACAGAACUAGGUUCACCGCUGGAGAUGAUACAGCUUUUGCAAACUUCCUGGGAGGACAGAUUUCGCAUCUGCCUAAGCUUAGUUCGGCUUCUGCAUUACCUGGCCCACUCUCCUCUUGGCUCCGUGACUCUCUUGGAUUUCCGACCUCGGCAGUUUGUGAUUGUGGACGGAGAGCUCAAAGUGACAGAUCUGGACGACGCCACCAUUGAGGAGAGUUCCUGCACCAGCAGCAGGGACUGUUUCAUGGAGUUCCCUGCAAGAAACUUCACUCUACCUUGUUCUGUUGAGGGCAAAUGCCAAAGUAUGAAUGAGAAGAGGAAUCUUUACAAUGCAUACAGGUUUUUCUUUACAUAUCUUCUGCCGCACAGUGCCCCUUCAUCCCUGAGACCAUUGCUGGAUGUGAUUGUCAAUGCUACAGGAGAACUUCAGUGGGGAAUAGAUGAAACAGCUGCUCAGCUUGAAAAAGUUUUGCAUUUAUACAAGAGUGGCAUGUACCUCCAGAACGUUACACGGAAACCCAAAUCAGAUUACAGAAAGCUGCCUGAAGCUGCAAUCCUUGAUGAAAAUUACAGGUGCUGGCCGUCCUACCACCACAAGGGAUGCCUCCUUUCUGUGUUUGAUGUUAGUGAGGCUAUUGAGGUUUGUGAGAGUCAUUCGCAGUGCACAGCUUUUGUUCUCACCAACCAAACGACAUGGACAGGUCGUCAACUUGUCUACUUCAAGAUGGGCUCCACUUCCAUUGUUUCUGAUCAUGACAAGACAACAUAUGUGAAAAUGACUAAUUGAAAGCUAAUGUGACCUAGAAAUCCAAUUCUGUGCAACUUUACGCAGAGGUAACUCCUACUAGGUUCUGUAGGGCUUACUCCCUAGUAAGUGUGCAUAGAAUUACAGCCCUAGUCCAACUAGUGAAAAAAUGACAGCAGUUUGCAUUUACAUGAAGACUGCUAUUGCAUACAAGGAAGCGGAGGAUGGAGAAGGAAUUGCACUAACGCUCAUUCUAACCUACGGAGCGUGAACCCAGACUUUAAUGAAGAGACCUGUAUGACCAGGAUGAAUGUGCAAUAAGAUGACAUUUAAAAAUGUGACUUUGUUUUAAGAAGCAGAAUGAAAUCCAAAAUGUGAUACACUGUGUGGCUAGCCAUAGGUUGCUAGAAGGCAACAGGCACCCUAAGUGUGCUUUCCCCACUAGGGUUACACAUGCUAUGUAUAAUUUUGCAUGGGGUUUGGUUGAAAAUUCUUCUUCCUUUCCAUAGGGAGUUUGGGACUUCCAAGUUCAGAUAUUUAUGUGAGCAAGUACAAUCACUGCAGGAUUGUUAAACCUCAUGUGUUCCAAAGCUGAAGAUCAAAUCUCAUGGAAGACAAUCAAUACUUAUGCUUGUUGUACCAAAUAUACAAAACCAAACAUCACCACCGCCACCAUCAUCAUCAUCAUCAUCAUCAUCAUCAUGGUGGUCCUUGUGCAAUGGAUCAAUAUAGUGUCUAUUAGAGUUGUCACCCAAUUAAAAAAAUGUAGGUCGCAAUCUAGGCAUGUUUAGACAGAAAACAUCCUAUAACUCCCAGCAUUCUGCAACUAGCAUGGCUGGGUGAAAAGUGCUAGGAGUUGUAAGACAUUUUUCGGUUGAAACAUACACAGGAUCACACUUUUAGUUGAUUAAUUAUAUCAGCUUUACUUGAUUAAAUCUGCCUAUGAGGACAAAAAGGAAAACACACACACUUCAUUUUUAGAAGAUGCACAGCAUGGAUUGCUACAGGCACAAUCUUAGAAGAAGCAUUCCACCUUUGCUUUUACAAAAGAAGAAAUCCAUGGUGCAUUUAGGACAUUUUAAACCAGAAGUCUCCAAGCCUUUUGGAUCACCAGGCACAUUUGGAAUUUUGAGAGAGUCAUGGGUGCUUUCACAAAAUGGCUGCCAUGGGUGAGACUCUUGCCCAAGAAUCUAAUUACAAGGCCACACAAACUGUCUUUGGAACACAAAUAAAGAUGAUGCUGGAGGAUAGCCAUUUGCUUUGCAGCAUACCAGCCUCCCAGCUUUUUUUUUUAAAGUUAGAAUAUUUUAAUAAAUGAAAUAAAAAUCGGGAGGGGCAGGGAGCCUGGCAGGCACUAAGAGAGGUGUCUGUGAGCAUAUUGGUGUUGACAGGCACAAUGUUGGAAAACCCAAUUUUAAUGUCCAUGUGUGUUGGUUGGUGGGGGGGCUCUCUUAAUAUGGUAGCAUGUAUUAUUUCACUUAUCAGCAAAUAUGGUACAAUAACUCUGUUGCGUUUGGGGGCCCUUCUCAUUCUGCUGAGUAGGUUCCUGGACUUCUGCCCAAAGUUGCCACUGAACGGAAUGCCUUUUUUAAGAAGGCACUUGCCAUCCACAGUUUUUAUAAGUACGUCUUUAAUAUAUCUGCUGCCCUGCUAAUCAGGGGUACCCAUUUAGUUGAUGAAAAUGUUUUUAAUCAAGCUAACUGAUUAACUGAAUAAAUGUUGCAGGCCUAGUAUCUAUAGAUGCAAUAAUGCCGCCAAUUUUGAGUUUAGAAAAUAAACUGGGAAGGUGUCUAUCACUGCAGUGGUUGUAGUGAAAAAGAACUAUACACUGCCACAUACUCAGGAUGUGCCUGCCAUUAAUCCAACAGAUGUACGUUUCAUCUUUCCCCAUGAGUGCACCAAAUAGUAUCCCAACUCUAGCUUCAGCAAUUUACUUUUCCUGUAUGAGUGAAUGGAAGUCAUGCACUUAGAGAAUGUAAAAGUGAAUAAAACAAUGCUGAGAUGGGAGCUAACCCAACUCUCUCUUGUAGAGGAUGGGGAGGGAGCUUUUGUCCAUAUUCCCAACAGUUUUUGACAAUUACCUAAUAGGAGUAAUUGAAAAUCAAGCCUACACCAAUCCACACAACUUCACUUGGGUUCCAUUUCUUGGUAAUGAUAGAAUGGGACACUGGAGUGCACAGAGACAAAACCCAGCAAUUUGAUUUUCAAUAUACAUCCUAUAUUAAUCAACAGUUAUCUAACAAGAUAUGUUCCAUUUGCUUAGCCCCAGAUCAAUGCUCAGUGUUGAAUCGUAUCAUUCAACAUCCGUUGAAUGAACACCUAAGUUAAUAUGAUUUAAACACAUUCAUAGAGAUUUUGAUACAUGAGACUAAAUUGUAUAUUUGUCGUUCUGCAUGGACACGGAUGUUUGGAUGCCUUGAAAGGUUUGGAUACUCAGGUUCAUGGAAUGGGCUAACCAUGUUACUUUCCUAGGGACUCUACUGUGAAAGAUAUUCUGAAUUACUGUUGGAUGUAAUGGAUGGGCUUGCCGUAGAGGAAGUGAUGUGGAUAAUUCAUAUCGACUUAACUUCCACAUAUCUAUGUGUUCAAAACACUUGGUGGGGGAACUCUUCAUGUGAUUGCCAUAUGUCAUAUUGGAAUUGGCCAUUUUUAUGCAACAGCAUUCACAGUAUCUCUGACGCAUCAGCAGAGCAGUUAAGAAUAAUGAACAGCACAAUUUUUCAGCAGUAUCUUUUGACAAAGGAUACAUUUCUGUUACUGAAUCUUUGGAGUUUUAAAGGUGCUGCUUACUAGCUUUAAGAACAAAUGACCUUAACAACAGCAAAUGAACCAGAGCCUUAAUAAUGCAAUAGAAAUAGCAAAAUCUUUUCGUAAGCAAAGUGUGUCUAGAUAAUAUGCUUUCAGUGAAAGCAAGCAAGAAAAUGUUAAAAGUGACAAAUGUCAU
This is a messenger RNA of Elgaria multicarinata webbii, 4783 nucleotides long. It is a transcript of the gene PKDCC, whose product is annotated as protein kinase domain containing, cytoplasmic. The record is from RefSeq and is a predicted model, not a curated record. Bases 289 to 1881 code for a protein of 530 amino acids. Lineage: Eukaryota; Metazoa; Chordata; Lepidosauria; Squamata; Anguidae. Gene Ontology annotation, biological process: skeletal system development; peptidyl-tyrosine phosphorylation. Gene Ontology annotation, cellular component: extracellular region. Gene Ontology annotation, molecular function: ATP binding; non-membrane spanning protein tyrosine kinase activity. The transcript is spliced from 7 exons.